Chiloscyllium plagiosum (whitespotted bambooshark) is the source of this 594-nucleotide messenger RNA. RefSeq names its product gap junction protein epsilon 1a (gene gje1a). Gene Ontology annotation, molecular function: gap junction channel activity. The record is from RefSeq and is a predicted model, not a curated record. NCBI's taxonomy places the organism in Eukaryota, Metazoa, Chordata, Chondrichthyes, Orectolobiformes, Hemiscylliidae. Gene Ontology annotation, cellular component: connexin complex. Gene Ontology annotation, biological process: cell-cell signaling.
AUGCUCUUGAAAUAAAUCUGAAAUUUCUAUGAAGGAUGUCUCAGGCCUCUAACAGCGAUUGGCCAGUUCUGUACCCUGUUUGGUGGCUCAGUUCUGAUGUUCUUCCUGGGGGUGCUGAGGUUUGCUGUGUACAGGAUUGAAGCUCUCUAUUUCAACUGUGAUCCAGACAGGAAACAGUUAAACCUCUUCUGUUACAAUCAUUUCCAGCCUAUCACCUUCCCCCGGUGUUUUUGGGCUUUAUGGCUGGUCUCUGUUCUAUUCCUCAGAGUAGUUUUGCAUCUCCACGCUGCUUGCCACAUCACUGACCUCCAGAGGCCAGCCUCUACCAUCUCCUGCAUCUGUCCUGUCUAGGAUGAUCUUCAAGGCACCGGCUUCAGUCAUCUUUUUGGGUUCCAGUUCAGGUGGAACUUCCGGUGCAAUGCCUCAUCCCUUGACAAGCAUUUUAACGUCACCAAGUGUAUGGUCUCUGAGCACUUUGAGAAGACCAUACCCCUCAGUGCCAUAUACAGCUUCAUUGCUAUCAUUUUUCUGCUGUGUACUGCAAACGUCUUUGAGCUCCUUUGCAGGAGACUGGGUAACUUGACCAGCCCGUGA